Molecule: messenger RNA, 2484 nt
Organism: Choloepus didactylus (southern two-toed sloth)
Lineage: Eukaryota; Metazoa; Chordata; Mammalia; Pilosa; Megalonychidae
Product: collagen alpha-1(III) chain-like
Exons: 12
Coding region: 1-2484 (827 amino acids)
Source: RefSeq, a predicted model, not a curated record
AUGGGGGUCAGUGGAGGGAGCGGCGGGGAGUGGAGGGAGGCUCGCGCCGCCCCGGGCGACUCCCUCGCCCCCUGCGCGCGCCGGCAGGGCCCCCUAGACCCCAGUGGGGGCGGCCUACAGCGCCCCGGGGAAACCCGCGUGCACACCCGCGGGGCAGCCACGGUUCCACGGGCUCCUCGGUGGCACACAGGUGCUACUCUUGUCGCCAAGGGCAGAACAGAAGGACCUGGCGCUUCACCUUCGCGGUCCCCCGCCGCCCACACCGGGAACGGCUGCGGCCGCGGCCGCGACCCCGCCAGGCCCCCGCCCGCAGACCCCGCGGCUGCAGCCCACCCGCGCGAGGACCCCGCAGAGAGGCGACGCGCGGGCCGGGACCGGGGCUCGAACUCGGGGCUGCCGUCCGCCCGCCGGGCCGGGGCGCUCUUCCCGGUCCGCGGCCGCCCAGGCUCCGCCCUCGGUGGGCGGGGCCUCCUCGAGGGGCGGGGCCUCCUUCCCGCGCAGGGAUCGCCGGGCGCCGGGGCCCAGCGAGGUGCACGCGCGCCCCCACGCACUCACACGCACAUGUCGCCCGGGCACGCCGGCUGCACGCGCAGCCGCACACGCGUACGCACACACCGUCCCGGGCCGCGCUGGAUGCACACGCGCAGCGCUGGGCCCGGCCGGGGCCUAAGCCCGGGAGAGAGGCGCGCGGGCCCCGGGCGCCCCCCUCAGCGCGGGGCCUCCAGGCCUCGGUUCCUGCCCAGCCCGUCCUCUGCCCCCGCGGGCCCCCAGGUUCAGCAACCCUGGACCCUGACGCGGCAGGGGGGAUCCAAGGCUCAGACGGAUGAGAACUCAGCCUCUCCCACCAGCAAUGCGUCAUCUCACAGUAAUAUCUGGGAUUCCAUCGAUGUGCCCGGUCACGUGCCAGCACUGCCGAGCCACGUGCAGACAGGUUUGCUGCGGCCGGGAACGCUCGGGCUCCCAGCAAACCCCAGCAGCUCCACCCUCAAAACAUCUCCGGAAUCUGACCUGUUCCUGCUACCUCCACUGCUGCCGCCGGGCUCUGCUUCUCUGCCUGGAGCACUACAAAAAGCCCCCAAGCUGGUGGCUCUGCCCUUGCUGCCUGCCUGCCACCCGCCACCCACCCUCCACUCCAUCCUCACCCCAGCACCUAGUCAGACAGUGACCCCCAAGAGACUUCGGCCCCCAGGCGGGAAGCACUCGGUUCCUGGCUCAGAGGUGGGCCAGCAGCUCGCCCCUGCCCAUCCCACCCCGAGAUGUUACUGGACACGUGUGUCUGUCCCCGACGCCCCCUGUGCCCGUGCCUGGCCCCCACGGUGGGAGCUGUCGCUGGACGGCACUGCCAGGGCCUCAGGGAGCCAGCCAGCCCCAGAGCCCACCCCCGGCAGGUGGGGGCCCACGCGGGAGCUGAAGCUCCAGGACCCCCGGCAGGGUCCUUCAUCCCGUCGGGCUGCACUUCCAGAACACAGAUGUCCGGAUGCAAUUAUUAAGAAUUUCAGGACGCCCCCAAAGCCGAAGCCGAACCGUCUCCGCGCAAACACCACGGCCGCGCGGCCGCCCGCGCCCUCCCUCCUCUGGCGCACGCUUUGCCCUUUCGCUGCGGGAACACCUGCCGGCCCCGACGGCACCCUACACACCUGUGUGGGCUCCGGCGGUUACCCGGGGGUCCUGGCGGGGGCGGGGAGAGAGACUGGGGCGCCGCCCAUCGAGCGCCAGCCCGGGGUCUCCGUCUCCUCGGGAGCCUCGGGGCCGCUGGGCUUGUGGGGCCUGUGCGCAGGGCCGGCUCCUCCUUCCUGGCCUCCGGGGCCCGGGCAGGGCGACACCCACCUCCCCGUCCCUGGAGGGGGCGGCCUGGGGCGCACCCCCAGGGCCUGCGGCCGUGACCUCCCCAAAGCCGGUGCCGCCUGUCGCGGGACCGAGGGCUGGGGAACCUCCUCCUCCUUGUCUGGCCCUGAGCUGCCCGGGGGGGGGGUCCCCCAUGUGCCAGAUGAGGAAGCGGGGACCACCCAGGCACGGUGGGAGCUCGGGAGGCCGCCAGGGCAGGACCCCUCCCCGACCACCGACAGCGGCGGGGAGGGUCGGGAGAGACCCCCUGCAAGAAGCUGCAGGGCUCAACACAGGAGGUACCUGCCCGUGUCCCGAGGGUCCCAAGGGCUGAGGGAGCCCGUGUCCCUCUUCCUGAGGCCCCUGGCUCCUGAUGGCAGGAGGCGGACAUGCCAGCGCCCCAGCCUUUCCCGCUGGUGCCCAGAGCCGGCCCCUCCGCCGCCCUGGUUCUUGGCAGCUGCCACCAAUGGUCGCUCAAUCCAUUCAUCGGCCAUCCCUGCAGGCCAGUGUGUGGGGCAACCUGGGGACACGGCAGCGAACCGUGCAGCUACCCCACUGGAGCUCGAGCGUCUGAGUGUCCGCAGCAGCCCCGGGCAGCUGGGGUGGGCUGCCUGCAGGACAAAGUCCAGUGUCCUGCCCAUGGCAUUCGGGCUCUUCUGA